AAGACCUCUAUAACCACAAAAUAUUUUCAUGUUCGUUCCCGUAUGAUGAGCACAAUCAAUGGUCUAUCCAUUCUUUAAUAAUUGAUAUCUGUGGCACAGACAUGUAAAAACUGUCGAGAAACAGAUCAUUUAUUUGCCGGCCGGUGUAGUAUACUUGUCUAUGGUGUCUCCGCCAUUCUGACCAUUCAAUCGUAUUUAAUAUUAUUUAUGCUUGUUCUUGACUAGAUUUUCUUUUCGAUACCUGUGCUGUGGAGGUUUUUCUGUGACUGAUUUAUUAAACCAUCUACAAUUCUACAAUGGAAGAAGAACAACGUCGCAUGCAGAGUGCUGUAUAUGAUGUUUUAAAUGUCAUUGAUAGAAAAUGCUUAAGGACUUUGCAAAUUCAGAUGCAUCAAUGCGCUAUUGAAUGUUGUAAGGACCCUUCAAAAAACAUUGAAUCAUUGGAAGUGUGUAAUGAAAAUUGUGCUAAGGAAGUAACAGCUGCUCGCAACUAUGUUCAAAAUGAAUUUAACAAGUGGCAGCAUAGAAUACAACGUUGUGUUCAAGAUUGCGGUGAUGCUGCUAUGGACAAAAUGCCCAGUGAGAGAAAUCGGAGUGAAAAUGAGUUGAAUAAAUAUAUAAAAGAAGCAGAAGGAUGUACAUCACAAUGUUUUACAAAAUACAUUACAAUAUUACCACAAUUGAGCAAUAAGAUUGUUGAUAAUUUGUCCAACAAAAAAAUGCAAUAAAUCUAAUAGCAUUUACAAGAUUAUACACAUCCAAGGCAAAAUAACUAGAGAAUUAAUCAUAAUAUUUUCAGUUUUAAUGUGUAUCAAUCUCUUAAUAUAUUUGUUUAAUGUAAGAUCAAAUUAUCCCUACAUUUCAACUUAUUGUGCUUAUGUAGUAAUUUUUAACAUAUGAAUGUUAAUAUAGUAUAAUAAAUUGGUUAUAAAUGAA
Messenger RNA from Metopolophium dirhodum (rose-grain aphid), 936 nucleotides. Its product is annotated as protein FAM136A-like. Lineage: Eukaryota; Metazoa; Arthropoda; Insecta; Hemiptera; Aphididae. The record is from RefSeq and is a predicted model, not a curated record. The transcript is spliced from 5 exons. Bases 297 to 728 code for a protein of 143 amino acids. Gene Ontology annotation, cellular component: cytoplasm.